CGAGCGUGGGCCAAUCAGAUAGCCGGAGGCGGGUCUUUGGCGGGAAAGUGGGCGUGGCCUGGGGGGAAAUCGCAGCGGAGCUCCCAGCCCGGGAAAACGCCCUCUGCGGGAAGGAGAGGUCAGGCCGCCAUGCCUCCCUCCGGGCCCCGCGCCGCCCUCCUCCUGCUGCCGCCGCUGCUGCUGCUGCUGCCCCGCGCCGCCCUGGCCGUGCCCCUGGAGCGGGGGGCGCCCAAGGAGAGCCCCGCCACCGACAGCCCCGACACCGGCCUGUACUAUCACCGCUACCUGCAGGAGGUCAUCAACGUGCUGGAGACGGACGGGCACUUCCGCGAGAAGCUGCAGGCCGCCAACGCCGAGGACAUCAAGAGCGGGAAGCUGAGCCGGGAGCUGGACUUUGUCAGCCAUCACGUCCGCACCAAGCUGGACGAGCUCAAGCGGCAGGAGGUGUCCCGACUUCGGAUGCUGCUCAAGGCCAAGAUGGACGCGGAGCAGGAGCCCAACGCACAGUUGGAUCACCUGGGCCUCCUGAAGCAGUUCGAGCACCUGGAUCCUCAGAACCAGCACACGUUCGAGGCCCGGGACCUGGAGCUGCUGAUCCAGACGGCCACCCGGGACCUGGCCCAGUACGAUGCGGCCCAUCAUGAAGAGUUCAAACGCUACGAGAUGCUCAAGGAACACGAGAGGCGCCGCUACCUGGAGUCGCUGGGGGAGGAGCAGCGGAAGGAGGCGGAGAGGAAGCUGGAAGAGCAACAGCGCCGGCACCGAGAGCACCCCAAAGUCAACGUGCCUGGCAGCCAAGCCCAGUUGAAGGAGGUGUGGGAGGAGCUGGAUGGAUUGGACCCCAACAGGUUUAACCCCAAGACCUUCUUCAUACUGCAUGAUAUCAACAGUGACGGUGUCCUGGAUGAGCAGGAGCUGGAGGCUCUCUUCACCAAGGAGCUGGAGAAGGUGUACGACCCCAAGAACGAGGAGGACGACAUGCGGGAGAUGGAGGAGGAGCGGCUGCGCAUGCGGGAGCACGUGAUGAAGAACGUGGACACGAACCAGGACCGCCUGGUGACCCUGGAGGAGUUCCUCGCGUCCACCCAGAGGAAGGACUUCGGGGACAACGGGGAGGGCUGGGAGACGGUGGAGAUGCACCCUGCCUACACGGAGGAGGAGCUCAGGCGCUUCGAGGAGGAGCUGGCGGCCCGGGAGGCCGAGCUGAACGCCCAGGCCCAGCGCCUCAGCCAGGAGACGGAGGCCCUGGGCCGCUCCCAGGGCCGCCUGGAGGCCCAGAAGAGAGAGCUGCAGCAGGCGGUUCUGCAAAUGGAACAGAGGAAGCAGCAGCAGCAGCAGCAAGAACACAAUGCCCCAGCCCCUGGGCCCGAGGGACAGCUCAAGUUCCAGCCCCACCACACAGAUGAUGCUCCUGUGCCAGCUCCCGCCAGUGACCAGAAGGACGCAGUUGCUUCGGAGAAGAAGGUUCUGGAACAGCCCCCCGAGCUGCCCCCGCUGGAUCCCCAGCACCUGUGAUCUCGGGGAGCGCGGCCUCUGGCUCCCGGCUGACGGAGGCCGGGGACUGUCACCGGGGGAGCCGAUGAGGCGGCUCCUCCCCCGUCACCACCAGCCCCACCUGCUGCUCAGCCUCCGGGCUCCUGUGCUCAGUGGGACCUUCACGGGGUCAGCUGGCCUCGGGGCCCCCUCCCUCCCAGGGGGCAAGGCUGUGGUGUCCCUGCCUUGCCGCUCCGGGUCGGGGCCACUGCAGCAUCCUGCACCCCUCGCUGCCGCUGUGGGCCCCUGUUUGCUGCUUUGGGAGGGGUGGGGGUCCCCGACACGGUCCUCCGCCUCGUGUGGGACCGGCGACGCCUGGAGGACGGCGGGUGGCCCCGCCCCGGGGCCCGGCAGCAGACGAUCCGCCGCCACCUGGAGGGCCGACCCCCUGACCCCGGCCUUCGGCCUCCUCGGCCUCGACCCCUCCCUGGUGGCCGGGCCCCCGCCCCUCGCCCGCGCAGCCGCUGGAGGGUCUCAGAGCUGAACCCCGUCCCCCCAGGAUCAGGCCCCCCCCCCCCCGAGCCUCAGAGGGAGGCCCAGGCCCUCCCGGCCUCACCUCACUGCUGUGUGUCCUGCUGUGUGUCCAGCGCCGUCAAAUACACCUCCCGGACUGGACCAG
Molecule: messenger RNA, 2152 nt
Organism: Pipistrellus kuhlii (Kuhl's pipistrelle)
Lineage: Eukaryota; Metazoa; Chordata; Mammalia; Chiroptera; Vespertilionidae
Gene: NUCB1
Product: nucleobindin 1
Exons: 13
Coding region: 130-1515 (461 amino acids)
Cellular component (GO): extracellular exosome; endoplasmic reticulum-Golgi intermediate compartment
Molecular function (GO): calcium ion binding
Source: RefSeq, a predicted model, not a curated record